AUGAAAGCACCCACGCAGAAAAAGAGGCAGCAGGUGGUCCGUGGAUUGCACGCUGCAGAGCGGGUAGAGCGCGAACGUGAACAAGAGCGCAGGGCGCACCGCGGGAGGACAUACACGACCCCCCGCCAGGGCCAAGCCGUUGUGACGAACGGCGCGCGAUCGGCGGUAGCGGCCGCGCCUCUCACCGAAGAUGAGCUGCGCGGAGCCCGGAUCCGUCGCGAUAGGACCGACAAGUACGAGCGGAAGCUCGCGAGGGAGGAGGCCGAGCGUCGGGCGAAAGCGGAGAGGGACGCUCCCAUCCAGCGGAAGCUAGAGAGGGCUCGCAGAGCCCAGGAAAAGCUCGAGGCGAAGGAGAGUCGGCAAGCGACGAAGCUCAAGCAGACCGUGCGCUCCUCGUGGCAGCAGCGUUCGCUUGACAAUAACAACGACAAACCCUUGGGCGGCACCGACACCGACAACGCGAACGGUGACGUCGCCGACAGCGAUUUCGAGUCGCGGCAGUUCGAGGCGGCCGUGCGAAAGAGCCUCGCCGACCUGGAGAACGGAGAAGGGGGCGCCCCCCCCGCCCCCCCCGCCGCUCUUCCUCGUGCAACACCCGCAUACGCGAUUCAGACGCCUCCUCAUGUCGAAACCCUCCACGGGACACCCCGUGCCUUUGGCAACCGAGAAAUCGCCGAGUAUUGGGAUCCAGUCCUUGACGGGCCCAUCCCGGCCGGACUCACCGACAACGCCGGCGUUGCCGCCGAUGCGGGGGCGGAGAACCGUGAGUGGGACGCCGUUCUGGCGGAGGCGCUUUCGGUUGUGGAGUUCGAUGUGUCUGACGAAAUCCCGGCCGGGGCGAACCGGGAGGAGUUCCGCCGCACCCUCAUCGUGCUGCUACGAAACAUUCUGGCAGGAAACGAACGCCGCAGGAGGGUGCGGAACGAUAACGUCGUAUUUCAAGAAAACAUCGGCAGGUGGGCCUGUGGCCGCCAGCUGAUGCGCAUGGCGGGCUUUACCAUGGAACGGGAGUCUUCUUCCCGGGAUGAUGGUGGCGACGCGGAUUGGGGAGUCAACGAGCAGAGGGGGUCCUACGUGUGGGUCGCGCGCGAGCGUAGGUCGAGAGGGCGCCUCGCCAUGGUUCAGGGGCUGGUGGAAGCAUUGGAGGGCCAGGGUACGACGGCCACGGAAGACGACAGGCGUGGAAGAGCAGCAGAAGAUGACGAAGCAGCAGCAGCAGCAGCAGCAGGAUGGCGGCCGCCGCCGCCCUCUGCCCGUCAGGACCCCGGUGAACCUCUGGCCAGGACGGGGUGGUACGCUUUCGCGGCGACAGGAUCUCGCGCGGCUCUUCCACCUCCGCUGCGUCUGAGCCCGGCCGUGGAAGCGGACGACGACUUUUCUCGCGUCCGGCGGGAGCAGGAUGAGGCGUUCGAAGAGGCCCUGCGCCGAGACAGGGAGGCACCGGCCUCGAGAAAAACCAAGGCUCCCGCUUUCGGCGACGACGAUACGCAGCACGUCGGCGAGAACGACAACCGGCAAGAAGAAAGCCAGGGUCCUCCUCCCGAGGCCGAGGGAGACGAGGACGUCGGCGGAGGACGGAGCCUCGGAGGCAUCGGUGUUGGGCACGGGGAUGGCUCGACGGAUCCCCCCCCUGCUGAGGAGACUACAGAGCAAAGGCGGGCGAAGAUCGCGCUAAGCUACGCCAGGCUCGGGCUCGGGUCGUGACUCUCGUCAUGUUUGCUUCUCGUCGGUGUCGUCGGUGUUUACCCGGUCUUUGAAGUGGUUUAUCUGCACCAGCCGGGUAGUUGACACAGCCCUGACCUGCAUUCCUGAUUGCUCCGUUUCAAUAUUAUUUCGUGAUUUUUAAUGCGGUGCCUCCGUGGCAUAGGUGGUCAUAUACUUCUAUCUCGAGGGCUUUGAUUGCGACCCCCGAAAUCCAUGCAGCCACGCGAGGUGCUUGCUUUGCCAGGUAUGCAUGCCGAGUUCGGUCUGUAGUUUAGAAGGGUAUUAACUCGGCGUUGUCGGAGGUCGGAGGUUUUGGUUUGCACGGUUUCAUCAUGUCUACAAAAAGUAGAAGCGUAACCCCUUUUCAUCGUGCCCCCACUGGCGCGCGAGUGUGCCACCCGUCGGUGUGGGAGAGUACAAGUGUAUGAAUUAGUUUACCGAUAGACAACAAGCAGUCAAGCAUUCGCUAUUUGGUCCUUCAAGCGUUUCGUUGGUCUGCUUUCUCUGCGAGCGCUUCAAGUGUGAUCGACCAUUGGUUGGCGGGGGGGGGGAUCGACCAAGUUUCCC
Messenger RNA from Ectocarpus siliculosus, 2271 nucleotides. NCBI's taxonomy places the organism in Eukaryota, Phaeophyceae, Ectocarpales, Ectocarpaceae. The record is from the annotation of a GenBank genome assembly.